GGAACUAUAAGUUACAUACACAGUUGAAAGCUAAAAUUAUGACACAACUGUGCAGAAUAUGUUUUUAUCUUUUCUUUUUCUCACCAAAAUACGUCACAUCUGAAACAUCUGAAUGAGUCAUAAGUUACCUGAAAAAAAUGAAAGGAAGGUGGUUUUAAAUGUAACUUAAAAUCUUUUUUGGGUGGGAUUAUUACUUUAAUUUCACUGAGACGUGAUUGUCCUAUAAAAGGCUCUAAAAAAAUCUUCUUAAUAAAACCUGUUUAGUGAUACGAAGUAGGUUGAAAAGGGGCUGAAAAAAGCAAAACAUUGUAUAUUCUAUUCUAUUCUAUUCUGUUCUAUUCUAAUAUAUUAUAUUAUGAGGGGAAUUGCCAGCCUAGUCAGAGGUCAUUGUUUCAGCUGAAAGGGGAUUUUUGCAUCUGUGAACAAAUUUAAAAUUGUCUUCAACAUAAGUUAGAAGCAAAUGGAAAACAAUAGUCAAACAUAAUAGGAAUUGCCAAUAAUAAAAGAAGUAAUGACUAAAACGUGAAUUGGAAAACGUUUUAUUUGGUUUGUUUUUCAAAAAGUCCUGAAAGAAGUCACAGGAGAAAGUGUCAGGUAAAAUUCCAGUUUGAUUCUGCCCUCCCUCUGUCCCGCCCCCUUCCUCUUUUCAUUCACUCAUUCACUGAGUGGAUGUUUUUGUUUUCCGAACCGCACAUGCGCUUCCCUUUAUAGCAGGUCCGAUCACUCACACUUGAUCAUAACCCAACCCCAACACAGGCGAGAGAGCACAGCUCCCGUGUCGACGUGCGAAAGAUCACUUCUGCUCCAAGAUGAGGAGAGAGGACCACAAUAAGAAGAGUGAUCCGAAGAUGACCCGCAAAUGCGGCUCCUCUUGCCUCGGCCCCCUGGCCUUCCAUCCUGGGGCCGUGGGAGACAUGAUCUGUCUGAGCGAGGGCGGUCGACGUGCCGAGAGAGUUGAAGACACUUUCAAAGGUGGCGUUGUUUUCACCAGCCGCCCUGUGAAGACCCACGAGAGGAUCCGGGUGCUGGUGGAGAAGUGCGUGCCACACUGGCAAGGAGCCAUACGCGUGGGCUUCACCAACGUCCCUCCAUUAGCCAGAUCUUUGCCUCUGCCCCCGUUGUCUAUGCCCGACCUCACCCAAACCUCGGGCCACUGGGCCAUCGCUGUGCCCGACUCCUACUGUCAGGAAGGUUCAGUGCUGGAAUUCUGGGUCACAUAUGGCGGCAACAUAUAUGUGAAAUUUCAAAACUCUGGGAAGCAAAGGCUAGUCGUGAAUGUGGACGUUAGAAUGCCUCUCUGGGCCAUGAUUGAUGUCUAUGGUCAGACGUGCUCCGUCUUCCUUCUAGGCUCAAAGACAAAGGGUUUUCUUUCCAAGAAAACAUCUUGCCCUGUACCUGAGCCUCCCAUCAGACGGCCCUCCACUUUCAGUCUUGUAAAUACAGCGCUGAGUGAAAACUCUGAUGACGGGAUGUCCUGCCUGAACAUGGAAAUCCCAGCAGACAACCACUGCGUGGUGUGCAUGGUGCGGCAGACGGACAUCUCGCUGCCCUGUGGUCACCGCUGCCUCUGCAAUCGCUGCACCCCCAGAGUCCUGGUGCAGUUUGGUACCUGUCCGCUGUGUCGACUGGUGAUCAGCACUCCACCGGUGAUGUGGAGGUGACCCUUUGGAGCUGGCUGAUCGCUAAAACUGCUGCAGAAAGCAUCAAAUGCGAACUACUGACAGACUGCAACACUACAGACAGCAACCACUGAAUGUGUCCCUAGAGUGAAGUAAAACCAGGAUUUCAAAAUGAAUAAACUUGAAACUCAUACAAGAGUAGAAGUUCUGAGAUGCUACUAGUGUGAAGACACUUGUUUAUUGUUGCUAAUGAUUGUUUUUU
This is a messenger RNA of Gambusia affinis (western mosquitofish), 1881 nucleotides long. RefSeq names its product E3 ubiquitin-protein ligase NEURL3-like. Bases 810 to 1661 code for a protein of 283 amino acids. Lineage: Eukaryota; Metazoa; Chordata; Actinopteri; Cyprinodontiformes; Poeciliidae. Gene Ontology annotation, molecular function: ubiquitin protein ligase activity. The record is from RefSeq and is a predicted model, not a curated record. The transcript has 4 exons.